This is a messenger RNA of Acyrthosiphon pisum (pea aphid), 3532 nucleotides long. RefSeq lists its product as uncharacterized. Bases 1 to 3471 code for a protein of 1156 amino acids. The transcript has 6 exons. NCBI's taxonomy places the organism in Eukaryota, Metazoa, Arthropoda, Insecta, Hemiptera, Aphididae. The record is from RefSeq and is a predicted model, not a curated record.
AUGUCAUUUGGCUUCAGACCUGGAUUAUCUACUACAAAUGCACUUUUUAAGGUAGACAACUUUGUUAGGAAUAAUAUUGACAAAAAUAAUAAGAUAAUGGGUAUUUCUUUAGAUGUACAGAAAGCUUUUGAUUGUAUGUAUCAAAACUAUGAUAUGUUUAAAUUAGAAAAUGCAGAUAUUUGUGUUUUACCUAAUAAUUCAAUUAAAUCCUUCUUAAGUGGUAGAACUCAAAGAGUUAAACUAAAUGAUAAAUAUGGUGAUAUUCUAGAAGUAUCUUUUGAAUUAGUGGUAAUGGAUAACCAGUUACCAAAAUUAUCUCUAAAAAUGUGGUCACCGGUUAUCGGUUUGGAAGCUGUUUUAAUUCUUCAAAAUUACAGGAGCUUAAUUAAAAAUAAGGAGAAGAAACCCAAAGAAGUUGAUAAUAUAUCUAAAGACAAUAACACAUCAAAAGACAAUAAAACGUCUAAAAGUGAUAAAAGGUCAAAAGAUGAUAAAAAGUCUAAAGAUGUUAAAACGUCUAAAGAUGAUAAAAAGUCUAAAUAUGUUAAAACAUCUAAAGAAAACACAUCUAUAGACAAUGAGCCUGCUAAAAAAAAACAGAAAUUGAAUUCAAAUGGAAUAGAUGUUUUGAAAUUAGUAUUAUCUAGGGAGGGUGAAACUCAUAAAUUUAAAUCACAAUUCAAGUCUUCGUUAAAACCCAAUAAGAAAAUUGCGUCUACCGGUACAGCAGAGAAGGUACCCAUAGUAAUUAUUGAUUGCGAAGAAUCUACCACAUCUGCUAAUUCUUCAGCUACAAAAUAUGUAAAACAAAAGCUCUGGGUCAAGGAUCUUAAGAAAAUGAUGGACACAGAUAAUUACAUAAAGUGGCUGAAAACAAUCAAUUAUAAAAAUAAACCCAAUCAUCCAACGAAUAGCAUGAAAAAGUUAGCAGUUGCUAAACUUCCUAUUAGUGGGCCUAUAAGUGGACCUAUAAGAAAACCUAUAAACGAACAUAUAAGGAAACCUAUCAGCAGACCUACAAGAAAACCUAUAAGCGGACCUAAAAGUGAACCUAUUAGCGAACCCUUCAGUGAACCUAUAAUCGAACCUGUAAGUAAACCUAUCAGCAGACCCACAAGAAAACCCAUAAGCGGACCUAAAAGUGAACCUAUUAGCGAACCCUUCAGUGAACCUAUAUUCGAACCUGUAAGAAAACCUAUCAGCAGACCCACAAGAAAACCUAUAAGCGGACCUGAAAGUGAACCUAUGAGCGAACCCUUCAGUGAACCUAUAUUCGAACCUGUAAGAAAACCCAUCAGCAGACCCACAAGAAAACCUAAAUACGGACUCAAAAGUGAACCUAUGAGCGAACCCAACAGUGAACCUAUAUGCGAACCUAUAAGAAAACCCAUCAGCAGACCUAUAAUAAAAAAUAUAAGCGGACCUGAAAGUGAACCUAUGAGCGAACCCUCCAGUGAACCUAUAUUCGAACCUGUAAGAAAACCUAUCAGCAGACCCACAGGAAAACCUAUAUACGGACUCAAAAGUGAACCUAUGAGCGAACCCAUCAGUGAACCUAUAUACGAACCUAUAAGAAAACCCAUCAGCAGACCUAUAAUAAAAACUAUGAGUGGACCCAAAAGUGAACCUAUUAGCGAACCCAUCAGUGAACCUAUAUGCGAACCUAUAAGAAAACCCAUCAGCAGACCUAUAAUAAAAACUAUAAGUGGACCCAAAAGUGAACCUAUUAGCGAACCCAUCAAUGAACCUGUACGCGAACCUACAAGAAAACCUAUCAGCAGACCUAUAAUAAAACCUACAAGUGGACCUAAAAGUGAACCUAUAAGUGAACUUAAAGUAGCUGAUCUUAAACACGCUGUAUAUGGCAAAAAAUAUAAACAAGCGCAUUUAGUUAAAAUUGAAGAAUUAUACAAAAAGUAUUUCAGAAAAUCUGUUCAUGAUACUAUCAUAAUUAUUGCAAAUAUACUCAAUAUAAUUCCAAUGUCUAACAGUCAUCACAAGAAACGAAUGGAUGAAUCUUUUAAGAAAAGAACCGAAGCUGAAAAACUUAAAGAAAGAUGCGAUGCCAACCGAAUUCAUGGAAGGCAUAAAAAAGUUCUAGAAACAAUGUUGAAAGCCAAUUUUGUUAACGUUGUAUCAUUAUUUGAAACAUCGGAAUUUGAUACUGCAUUUCACAUGUUUUUUCUAUGUAUAUUAACUGUACUUCGAAUUUUGGAUCGUCCUAGAUUCAAAAGAGGUAGUAUAUUUAAAAAUGUGGUACUUUUAUUAUGGAAUAGUUUGCAGAACAGUGGUUAUAAACAUCAAAAAAUGUAUGAAUUGUUCCGGUCAAAGACGUUUCGACCUGACUGCAUUGAUUUAAUAAGUCUAAUUGAAAAUAGUCGGGAUUCUGACUCACGAGUCAUUGAUCGCAUGCCUUUGUUUUUUCUAAAAACAGUUAACAGUCAGGAAUAUUUUCAAGCUGUUAUUGAUGCUGUCACCGGUGAUUCGAAAGAAGACCUGGCGUUAUUAAUCGAUAAUGCAACUUUUCAAUGUUCCAUUAAUUCAGAGUUUAAAGAUCCUGUAGAUUCACCAAUUGCACAAUAUUCCAAUGACGUAUUACCAGCAACACAAACUAUCCCUAGCAAUAUAAAUUCUGAUGAAAUAAUUCAACACUGGUUCCUAGCCAAAAAUACAGAUGGAACUCUCCAACAAAUGCCUUUGAUAAAUGGUAAUAAGAUCCAAACCAAUGGUAAUACUGUAGUAAAACCGUCAAUUUUAACGGGUCAGACGUUAAAUACCUUCUAUCAAUCAUUUUCUUCUUCACUACAAAAUAAAACUGUUGAACCUUCUACUUCUAAAGUGAUACCAACAACCAAAUGUUUUGUUGUCGUGCCAACUAUUUCCCACAGUCCUUUGGUGAAAGGAACACCAUCUUUGUCAAUGCCAUCUUUGUCAAUGCCAUCUUUGUCAAUGCCAUCUUUGUCAAUGCCAUCUUUGUCAAUACCAGCAACACCAAUACCACGAACACCAAUACCAGCAACACCAAUACCACGAACACCAAUACCAGCAACACCAAUACCAGCAACACCAAUACCACGAACACCAAUACCAGCAACACCAAUACCACGAACACCAAUAUCAGCAACAACAACAACAUUUGUGACGCUCAAACCAGCAGUUCCGAAUAAUAUAUCUAUUGCAAACAGUUCCAUUCGUAGAGCUGAAGGUAACACUAUUGUAAUUGGUAACAAACAGUAUCAAUUCGUUAAGGGACCAAUAUUUGAAACAAGAGCAGUUGUCAAUAAAACUGAAACAUGUGUUAUACAACCGUCAACCAUUAAGACCAAAUGCUACGCGAGAAAUUGUACCAAGGGUGCAACAAUAAUGUGCAGUAGCUGUAAAUCGGUGAAAUACUGUUCCCUUAUCUGCCAACGAUAUGACUGGUAUGAUGGUCACAUAAAGGACUGUCAACAUCUGAUGAACAAUAAGUAGAGACCCUAAACGUUCCAUUACAUAUAUAAAUAAUUUUAAUGUAAUAUAUUUACAUGAAAGG